AUGGAAGCUCUCGACACACCAGUGUUGCAGCCCUUGCUCACUAGCCAUCACCCCCUCACCUCGUUUCCAAAAGCGAGCAUGGGUGUGAGGCAUGUGCUGAACGAUUGGACGAGGGUCUACUUCUCUAUAACCAAGGUUUGGACACUGCCGUUCAUCCCCUAA
This is a messenger RNA of Bipolaris oryzae ATCC 44560, 162 nucleotides long. RefSeq lists its product as uncharacterized. The record is from RefSeq and is a predicted model, not a curated record. Bases 1 to 162 code for a protein of 53 amino acids. NCBI's taxonomy places the organism in Eukaryota, Fungi, Ascomycota, Dothideomycetes, Pleosporales, Pleosporaceae. The transcript has a single exon.